This is a messenger RNA of Macaca mulatta (Rhesus monkey), 6483 nucleotides long. The record is from RefSeq and is a predicted model, not a curated record. NCBI's taxonomy places the organism in Eukaryota, Metazoa, Chordata, Mammalia, Primates, Cercopithecidae.
UCAGAUGUGAUAAGUUCCUUUCUGGAUUCUGGAAAUAUUCGUUUUUAGGUGUUCUACAGAGGGAAAGAUCUAACACAUCAUCUAAAACCAUUAAUUCCAUUCGACUAUCAAAUCUUCCUUUUGUGUACUGGAAAAACCAUUUCAUUAUGUUGUGUUAAUACUUUAUGGCCACUUUCCUCAUGGUUGAGAGGAUCACCUUAUGGAGUAUGACAGCAGAACCUGAUAAUGAUGGAACAUUGAUGUGGCAUCUAACAGCCAGGCCACUCUUUAAAUAUAAAGUCUGCAAGGGAACAAAGCAGCUUGUCCCAGAUUUCCACAACAACAACAAAACCUUUCAAAUAGUCGUUAUUCACGUAGAAAUGUAUUUGAAUAAAGGCCAUGAAAUUUAAAAUUGCUGUGCCAUAUUUGAGGCUGGCUGGCAGCCUGAGUUUUACAAACCAUUGUGUCAUGGAAGUCAAGGACGUGGUGCAGGCUGUGCCCACACGCUGACUGCCACGGCUCCUGCAAUGCUUAUGUAAGAGCACUCACUCAGAGAUGAGAGCUGGUCAACUCUUCUUCGUUUAUGGAGAAUGUUACGUGCUAGAGAGUACGUUUUUCUUCUUCCCAAACAUUAUCGUCCUCAUAAUCCUUCCGUGGGAAGGAAAGCUUCCAUUCUUUAGAACAGGUCCCAGGGCUGUGGUGCUAAAUGACUCAGAACCAGAGACCCCAGGUCUGCGCCGUCUAUGUUGUCUCUCCGUUUCCCCACCCCACUGGGCAUACGGUGAGAGACUGCACAUCCCUCCUUCCUCACUUCACUAGGAGGCUGCUUUUUUGUAGAUUUCUUCCCAGCCCAGGCUUUUAUUCCAAGAGACAAAGGGAAAGUUGGCUGACCAUGAGCUAAAACAUUUCCACAGGUCUUCAUUUAUAAUGUUGUGAUCCAGCUGUCUCAUUUUCCUUUCUCAAAAAUCACCUUCCGAGGACAGUGAUUCUGAGGAGGAAAAAAAGCAGCAAAAUCCCCACGUGGCUUUAGGGGUCACCUGAAAUGAGAGUCUGCUGGCGCUGCCCCGAGACAGGUCAAGGCUAUGCAUUUAAGAUGAAGUCUGUUUCUUCUUUUCCUCAAACCUUAUCUGUUUGGGAGCAACAGCCCAAGAAGCGUCAUCUUGAAACACACUCAUUUGAUUUCAUUUCCGCAGUGCCACCUCCAGCCUCAUUCCACACUGCCACAAUGCCUAAACACAUACAGCCUGGGUCACCCUGAGCGUUAGACAGCUACUGUUAAAUAAAACCAGAGAGAAAGAAGAUACUCCAGUUUUUAAAACUUCAAUAAGGAAAUGAGAAUUAACUUUCUAACAGUGCACAUACUCUGUUGUUUCAGAGUAGAUGUAAUAGUGAAAUGAAAUUUGUGUAGCUGUGAUUUUAAAUUAAGGAGUACCCUGGAAAUGGUACUAAGCUAUAAUAUUUAGGGGGAAUACUUAAGGAAGAAGAUAUUUAGUUGUGAAAUGUCAACUAAGGACACAAGGUUUCAUUUCCUUGUUUUCUCCUAUUCUUCCAAGGCCACUUAAAAGAUCAGAUGCUUUGACCAAACCUUCUGAGCCUCAUUUCCUAUAAACUCUCCUGUCAACGUUGAGGCUCGUGGUGGGGUUUUGGUCUGAAAGAAGGCAAUCUUCAGGAAGUAAAAACCUACUUUUAAAAUAUUUACCCUGUAAAAUGAUAUUAACAAGAGGUCUGGUAGCCGGCUGCGAGAUUUACCCACUGAAUUGCUGAUAUCAGAGUGACAUUGGCUAUGCCUCCAGCCCCACUCCUAGAAAAUGAUACAGACUGGGGUAGCAGAGAAGGUAGCUUUAGAAAAAUCAGCCAACUUCAGCUGAAUCUUUGACCUGCACCUGUCAAAACUGUAGGACUAAGAGAGACCUUAAAAGUUCCUCUAGACUUUCUAGAAGGAACUACCUAUCUACUGGUACUUUACUUGGGAUGGCCUUUUAUGAUAUUCUAAGCAAGAUUAUGGAAAACGUUAUCACAUCUUAACUCAAGACCUCCUGGAGAAGUAGGAAAGGUAGGCAUCACUGUUGUGCAAAUGAGAAAAAUGAAAGAUCAGGACUAAACUGUGGGCUUGCCCAAGUAAGUGGCAGAUAGGAACUCAUUAUCCAAAGCAUAAUUUGUCUCUUCCUACCACAGUUGAGAAAACCAAGGACACAGUUCAGGCUUGGAUUCUAGUCAGUUUUCUGUCACUGUCUAGCUAUGUACCCCGAGUAAAUCGCCAUGUCUUUGCAUGUCAGUUUUCUCAUCUGCAAAAUGGGAAUAAUUCCUGCUUUACCUGCCCUGCAAAGCAGUCAUGAGGAACACACAAGAUGACAGUCUUUGCCUUAUCUGCCCAUGCUGAAAAGAAAUUAUGUUUACAUUUGAUCCUUCCUACCAAAAGCCCUUGCUUGUCUUCUAAUUACACAUGUGACUUUUGUCAAAUCAAUUAGCUUCUUUAUUUCUCUGUUUCCUCUGCUACACUUAGGAGGUUGUACUUGAACAUUUUAAAUAGUUUUUCCCUUCCAAUCCGUGAGGCUUCUGUCCUAGUUUUCUUUUCUAUGCUACCUCUGCGACUCUUUGCUAUAUUCCCCAAAGAUGAACGGCUGGAACAUUUAUGUGCUGUAAAAAGCUAGGUAUUGCCAAAACAGUGUAACACAUUUGCAGUCCCACUGCGAUUCUUCUUCUAAUUCUUCUUUUUUUUUUUUUUUCUUUUCUUGAGGAUGGUCAGAAACCUGUAGCAGCCUAAUGGAAUUAAAAUCACCAGGCAAUGCAAAAUGAGGAGUAGGAGUCGAAUUAUUUUAGGAACUACUAAGACACCAUCCCUAGCCUACUCAAGAACUCACUAGGACUCAUUAGACUGCGCGUCACCCAACAGGGACAGCCCUCUCUGAAGUGUCCCCACCUUAACAAGGAUCAUUAGUGCUGUUCAGCUCCAGCCACAGUGGCAAAUGUCAACCCCUCCAAGAAUCAGCUGCUUAAUGAGAUUUGGAGAACAGAAGGAAAAGGCAAGUUCUCCAGAUAAAAUGCAGGGCAGAGUUUAGGAAGAGAAAGCUAGAGGCAGAGUGAAUGUUUUCCUGUUCGUUUUGCACCACAAUGGAAGCAAGAUUUAGAAAUGCACAACAAAAUUAUCUAGAGCCAUGCAGAGCUAGGAAGAGCAUCUUUUCUGGACUAGAAGAAAGAUUUAUCUAUCAGGAGGGAUCCUCUUGUCUCACAGCCUGAACACAGUGAAGAGAUUUUCUUUGCACCUGGCUAAGAAGAAAUGGUCCCCCCUCCACACCCCUUAAAACACAAUACCCUACACCCACCCAUCCACCAAGUCCCAUUAUCUCCCACCACACACUAAACUCAUUUUUUCCUCCAUUGCUUUACGGUUCAGCAUACUUCCAUGUCUAUCAUGCUGGUCCACGCAUAACACCAUGAGAAGAUGAAGCAGGUGUUGGACCAUUUUACAGAUAAGAAAAGUGAUGCUCAGAACACGUAGCUCCUUAGAGAAACACAGCACCUAGGGUACUGUAGACAGAAAAUAAAAGUUCAUUUUUAUAUCGUCAUUUGUAAUAUAAAGACAUAAACAUGACUGAUUCCUAGGGGAGCUAUUUCAUCUUGUUUCCUCCCUGUCUCAGUGCACACCUGAUCCCCUGCUGCCUUUGAGAAAUAAGAAGUUUUGUUGUGCUGAUUUCACAGCCUGUGAACUCUGCAAACACGAUCGUGAAAAAAUGCCAAUCUGUCCUGUGUAAGCCCUGUGUGAAGUGUUGACUGUAAUCUACCAGAUCACUGCUUCACCCUCCAUAAAGAUGUCUGAACCUGAUGCUUCCUCGGGAUUUUCGGGAAGUGUGGAGAAUGGAACUUUUCUUGAGCUGUUUCCCACAUCCCUGUCCACGUCAGUGGACCCAGCCUCAGGCCACCUGUCAAACGUCUACAUCUAUGUGUCCAUAUUCCUCAGCCUUUUAGCGUUUCUGCUUCUGCUUUUAAUCAUUGCCCUCCAGAGGCUCAAAAAUAUCAUCUCCUCCAGUUCCUCCUACCCAGAGUAUCCAAGCGACGCUGGAAGUUCUUUCACCAAUUUGGAAGUCUGCAGCAUUUCCUCACAGAGGUCCACUUUUUCAAACCUUUCAUCCUGAGGAAAAUGGAAGAGUCCUGGAGUGUGGCAGUAAUUUUGACGUCCCCUUACGGAAGUGUCGCGUGAAGCGUUGUCUCAUGAAAGAAAUGACCCUUUUGGCGUAGACCUGCUUCUCCUUCUCCUUUUUCCCUGAUUUCUUUUCUGUUCAUGAUGCUUUUCAUUUGGGGAUGGAGACGCCAAUGUUGGUGGAAAUGUGUGCAAACCCCAAGGUGCGGAGUUUCACACAAAUGGCUUGAUGAACCUAGACUGGGCUUCUUCGGGUAGGUCAGUUCAUUCCACUUUGUUGGGCGUCGUAGACUCAUCUGAGGUGGCCUCUCUGUGGAUGAUGGACAUGGACUCUUGCACUUCAUUUCUUUUACAAAACCGUGAAAUCAACUGAGCCUGCAGAAACUGGCAAAAUCAAGUCUGACCUACGUAGAAGUUAUUUUCCAUAUUUAAAAGAUAAAGUGGAGACACCAAAUUUAAAAAGGAAGAGAGUCAAUUUAGAUUUAAUGUGUAACAUUUCUAAAACUAAGGGUAAAUAUAUGCUAAAUAUUUUCUUUAACUUCACUUUAACAAGUGAAAAUCACACUUAUUGAUGAAUGUAAGUCAUUUGGAAAAGUUUUGGAAGAGUUUACAUUUUAAUAGCAAGACAAACAUGUAUUAUGAUGGAGCUUUUAUUUUGUUUUUCUGCUAAUGUUUUAGUCAUACUGCCCCAAAGUUGUGGAAUUUUUGUGAUUAAUUGCUGUUACUAGUACUAAGAGAACCACCAGAAGAGAUGCCAAGAAGUUUUUAUAUGAAUAAUUUCUACCAGUGAGAAUUAAGCAUAUGGAAAAGAUUCAUUUAGUUGUAUUUUAUACAGUAAUAACUCUUAGCUGUCGUGUAAGUUCCUUUAUUCAAUUUCAUAGUCUUUAUAAUUUUAGUGCAGAAUUAUAUUAAGCCUCCAAGAUGUCUGAUAUUGUUCACUCACAUUAGGUUGCAAAACUUAGAAACAAAAUUGAAAAUAUGUGUUAUUAUAUACUCCACGAAUGUUGCGUCUCUGAUAAUUAGUUGUUGUAUGUUAACAUAAUACUCUACAUCAGGAUUUCAGGAUGUGAGUUUGUAUUAAAAACUUAGGCACUCAAGUUGUGUAGCUGCUGGGAGCUUUAGGGAUCCUAGGAGCUGCCGUGCUGCAGGCAGCAGAGUAUGUCUGAACUCGGCGGGCGGGUGGCAGGGGCUGUCUGUGAAAUGAGGCACACAUGUGCGCUCCGACAUGGAAUGUGGAGGAACUCAAGCUGCCCCUGAAAACAAAACAAUCAAACUGCAGCUCCUUAAGAGUAAGAAUUUUAAUUUAAUUUUGAAAAUAAAUGGCCCACAGGAUAAACACUGAACUUACUCAACCUACAGGAGGCCACUGCAUCAACACGCCACGGUCUUCCCAUGGCAACCGAAUCAUUCCUUGUUCAAAACAUUUAAUCAUCUUAAGCAGUGGGGCUUCAACACACGCUUUGGUUGAAUUGUGCAGUCAGCACUCUCCAGGGACUAGAAUGGGGGAAAGAAUCCACUAUUUGCACAGGGUUUAUCUUUAUCAUUCUAAAAUGCUGAGCGAGUGGAGAUCUGGGAACGAAAAUCGGAAGGCUGCUGCUUCUUUCAAUGCAUAAGCCUCACUGAAAUCAGACCACAUUUAACUAUUUAUAUAUCAAAAACGUCCCCAAACACCAUAAGACCAGUACAGAGUUGCUGCCCUAAAAUGUAUAAUUAGUGAAAAAUGUACCUCUGCUUCCAUUUAAAUCAUGGCAGUGGGUUGGGUGUCAUUAUGUAGUAUAAAAACUGGACUAGAUAAACUGCUAUUUUAGAGCAUUAUUAGCAUUCUCUGAAUAUAUAUGUGUAUAUAUAUAUUUAUAUAUAUGCUCAUAUACUCCCAAUUAAAAGUCAUAUGAAAGCCACACAGGAUUAACAGAGGCAUCUAUAUUAUCACUUUUGCUCUUUGACUAAUCUUAUGCUGUUUUGGUUAUAGAGAGAAAAAAGGACAUGGGUGAAGUGAUUUUUUUUUUUUAAAUAAAAGGACAAAUUUGCCACACAACAGAACAAUCUGAGUAUGAUCUGUCCUUGGGGUAUCUUUAUAUCCUUUCCUUGUGAAAUAGAUAUAAAGACUUCUGACAGCAAAACUACUUUAAAAAUCAAAUCAAAUCAAAUCUACAAGCACAUUCCCAUGCCUCCCCUGCUGCAAUGGUUCUUGCUCUCAAUGUUUAGUAGAGAAAUUAAGAGCCACAUUCAAAGAUGGAAAACAAGAUUUGUCAUUAGAAGCUUGCCAAGGUAACAGAUUGUACAACUUGAGAUGAAUUCAUGUUGUUUAAGAAGUUCAGAAAGGUUGGAAGAUGGGUUUAUAAAUAAAGAAGUGGAGUCCAUUGAAA